Cyprinodon variegatus (sheepshead minnow) is the source of this 621-nucleotide messenger RNA. Its product is annotated as transmembrane protein 238-like. The record is from RefSeq and is a predicted model, not a curated record. The transcript has a single exon. NCBI's taxonomy places the organism in Eukaryota, Metazoa, Chordata, Actinopteri, Cyprinodontiformes, Cyprinodontidae. Bases 82 to 540 code for a protein of 152 amino acids.
CUCCUCCCCCUCAGCGCUCCCGGCCCCUCCUCCUGCGGCUGUGUCUCCUGUCCCGCUGCGUCUCACCUGUCUCACCUGAACAUGGAGGCAGAGCACCGGGGUCUGGGCCGCUGCGCGUGCAGCUUCUGGCUCGCGGUGGCCUUUGACGUCGUGGGGCUGACGGUGCUCCUCCUGGGGGUCUUCGCCACCGUCUUCUUCUACGACCUGCUCAUCUACGCGGGCGCCAUCAUCAUCUUCCUCAGCCUCAUCUGGUGGGUGUUCUGGUACUCUGGGAACAUCGAGGUUCCCCCGAAGGAGCUGGAGGAUGACGUCGGUCUGCUGAAGAAGAAAGGCGGCAUCGGCGGCGCGGUGCGGCGGCUCUCCAGCCGCGUGAGCAGCGGCAUCAGGAGCUCCUUCCGCCGCGGAGGAGGAGCAGGAGGUCCGCAGGGGAUGAGGGGGUCCCAGAAGACCGGGCAGGUGGCCGUUGCCAUGGAAACGGUAGCCCCACAGGGCGUUGCGGGACAGAUGCCACGCACGACAAUGGAGACUUCAGCCACCUGACAGGUGGAGGUGAGCAAGGUCAAAGUUCAACCUCUACCUGCUGCUUUAUGGCCUGAAAUUAUGACGCCAUAAAAACCAUCA